UCUCUUCUCUGCGAGAUGAGCAGGGAGUGAGCAGGAAUGGAGGAAGAUCAGCUGCAAACCGCUCCAGUUAGCAGUGUAAAGGCCUGCGUGCAGCUAGACCGAGCCAGCGAACAAAAGGAGGAAAAUUAAUGGAGGAUAGUUAGCCCCGGCUGCUAAAGCUUAGUUUGUGGCUAAACAAAUGGCUCCUGAUAGCAGAAAUAAUGGACGAUUCCCAUUUCAACUCAUCAUACUUUUGGUCUCCCGUCCCCACUGUACAAGGACAGAUCGAGAACGCCAUGUUCCUGAACAAGGCAAAGGAGCAGAUGGGUCAAGAGAAGAACAAUGCGCCCCCUUUUCCUCACUCGUCUGCGUCUUCCACCUCAUCUCCUCACUAUCCCACAGCCGUGCUCGCCAUCCCGAGCUCGGUGGAUGGAGGGCCUGGGGUGCGGGUGGUGCCCAAACAGGAAGGAGGUGGCGGUGGAAACACUAAUGUAUCUUUGAGUGCGGUCGGGGGACAUCUCCACCCUUCACACACCUCCCAGAAUGUCACUGUUGUGCCUGUUCCCUCCACGGGUAUCAUGACUGCCGCGGGUCUGGUGAUCACCACCCCCCAGGGUACUCUGGUCCCUACGGCCUCGACGCAGUCGUUUGUUACCGGACACCACACUGCCACCACCAUGAUAGUGUCUGCACUUCACCCAUCAAAUGCAGAUAAGAAAGAGGAUGUUGGCCCUGCAGUUGUCAUGCCGACGCCCUCAAAGCGAGGCCGGAAGAGCAAGCAGGUGAUGAGCCGGAUGGGUGGGGUCCUCCCUCCAGGGAGCGAUGCAUUGAUAUUGGCCCACCUUGCUGCUGGUGGACAGCACCACACUGCUGACCCAUAUGAUCUGUCAAAUGAUGAGGAUGAUCACACCAGCAAAGAUGGCCCUAAAUCCUACAGGUGUCGAAUGUGUGCAGUUACGUUCUUCAGCAAGUCAGACAUGCAGAUCCACGCCAAGUCCCACACCGAGGCCAAGCCCCACAAGUGUCCCCACUGCUCCAAGUCGUUUGCCAACUCCAGCUACCUGUCCCAGCACAUCCGCAUCCACAGCGGGGCCAAGCCCUACACCUGCACCUACUGCCAGAAGACGUUCAGGCAGCUCAGUCACCUACAGCAGCACACACGAAACCAUACUGAGGCCAAGCCCCACAAGUGUCCCCACUGCUCCAAGUCGUUUGCCAACUCCAGCUACCUGUCCCAGCACAUCCGCAUCCACACCGGGGCCAAGCCCUACAGCUGCAGCUACUGCCAGAAAACAUUCAGGCAGCUCAGUCACCUACAGCAGCACACACGAAUUCAUACCGGUGAUCGCCCUUACAAGUGUAAUCAUCCUGGUUGUGAGAAAGCUUUUACUCAGUUGUCGAACCUGCAGUCUCACCGUCGGCAGCACAACAAAGACAAGCCGUUCAAGUGCCACAACUGUAACCGUGGUUACACGGACGCUGCCAGCCUGGAGGUGCAUCUGUCCACACACACCGUCAAACAUGCCAAGCUGUUCUCCUGUGGCCUCUGUAACAGAUCCUACACAUCGGAAACCUACCUGAUGAAACACAUGAGGAAGCACAACCCCGACCCCUUGACUGUGGCGGCUACGGUGGCUGCUCAGCAGGCCCAGGGCCUGACGCCGGGCGGGGGAGGCCGGGGUCGGGGCCGCGGCCGGGGGAGAGGAGGCGGCCGGGGAGCCCAGCUCCAGAGCCAGACUAACCCUAACAACAGCAACCAGAACCCGACUGCUGGACCUCCGGGCAGCUACCAGCCAACCCAGCAACCCACAGAAUCUGUGGUCCCAUGCCCCUUUGAUUUGCACCAGUACAAGACAGUGGCAGCCAGUGAAAUCCAGUACAAACCGGUCACGGUGGCGGACCUUCCCGUGACCCAUAAAGACCUCUGCCUGACUGUCUCCACAUCAGCCAUACAGGUGGAGCACAUGAACUCAUAGGCUGCAUAUUCCUACUCUGCUAAUGGGAUUAAUAAUUGUGUCUGCAGUGUAAAAAGGUCCAUCUGAACAAGUAACAUAACUGUAUUCAUCAUUACAGUCUUCUUAAUGUUGAAGUUUUUACUUCUGUCACGAAGCAGAUGAAAAUAAUUGGUGGAAUUAGUAAAUAUUCAUUUUUAAGUGACUGGUAUACAGUCAAAAGGCAAAAUUCAAAAUAAUUCAACCAGUUUAGAAGCUCUAAUGUUGAGUACAGCAAUCAAUUACUUGUUAAAACACAGAUAUUUUAUGAAAGUCCACCUGCUAUGUUCCUCUGAGCAGAACUUCUGGUCUAGGAUGUCGACCGGUCAACAGUUUGGACACAAACGAACGCGUGGAUGCGUCCAGGCCUGGCUGGUACUUUCUGUAGCUUAUUCUUCAGCCUGGAGGCACAUUCCUCUAACUUAGAAAAAAACAUUCAAAUGUUAUUUUUUUCCUCCUUUAAUGAUCUUUUAAUCAUAGAUCAUGAUUAAAAUAAAAUCUGUACUAUUCACAGGUAAUCAACUAUUAAUUAGUCAUAUGUUUGCCAUAUGUGAUAGUUGUGUAAAAUACUUAAACCAGCAGUCCUGCUCGGAGGGACCUUUGGUGGACGAAGGUGUAAAAUAUCUGUAAAAUGAAACAAAAAAAGUACACUAGUCUUCACAUUUAUGGUGCAUAGAAUAGUAUAAUUUUGAGGGCAUCUAGAUCACAUUUAUCUUGACAUUCUUCAAUAUUUAGUUCAAACCUAAACGAGGGGGAGAGAAAGAAGAAAAGGAGAGACUCACAACAGCAACUAAAACGCAAGUGCAUUUGAUUACUGUAAAACCCGAGGACGAACAGAGAAAAAACGUGUCUUUGGUGUUUGAUUGGCAUCGAAGCCAGAGGAAAAACUGCAAAUGAAGAAGAGCAGGAGGAAGAAACGUGGUGGUGCGUUGGGACUACGGUUAAACUUUGCAUUUAAGUCUCAAAGGCAAGAAUCAUAAUCUGACUCCCUCGUCUUCCUCUCAGACAAUGGGGAAUCAUUUCUUUCUCGGAGUCCAAAGUACCGAGGAAUAAAAAAAAAGAGACUGAGUGGUGCAAGAAUGUACUCAAUGUGAGGAAUCUGCAGCGCAGUGAGAUGGAAACACUUGUCUAGAAAAGGAGCUGAGGGGUCAGAAACAAAGCACUUGUUGAAGCUGAUACCAUACGCCUGUUUGUCAUCGUUCGUCUUUUUUUUCUUUUAUAAAUAUAUAUAUAUAUAUGUGUAUAUAUAUAUAUUUCAUGUUUGUAUUUUUCUACCAACAGAGAAACGUGUGACCGUACACAGAAAACAAAGCGAGUGCAUGAAUGUGACAGAAACCGAAAGACGAGUCCAGAAAAAGAAAGACUAAGUCCAGCGUCUCGUCCCAUUUGUGUUGUUAUUCAAAGAGAUUUAGUUUAUAAUCUUCCAACGAGUGAAGGCAGCCCAACCCGGCAUCGUCUGGGGGGCUAAUUAUGAGAGAAACAUGGCUGAUAGGUACUGUUAUCAAUUUCUUUUUUUCUUUUUUUAAAGAACUUUUCAUACAUAUUGUUACUCCUUUCAUUAUAACUGUAUUGCUAGUGUUAUCUACAUUAUAUCCAGUCUGAGGCAUUAUGGUAUUGCAUUAUGCUGUACAUAAAAUAGAUAGGUAGAACUUUUUCAUCAUCUGUAAAAGGGAAGUACGUGUUGUGUACAGAAUAUAUGAAAACUGAAGAACUUCAAUUAACAUUUACCAAAUCACUGGCUGCGUCCCAGGUCACGUUGAGUGUUCGUGAGGUGGAAGUGCCAAGUUCAGCAAGGCCUGCAAAUACUUGGUCAUUGCUCAAAUAAUUGAUUAAAUCAAUAUAGGUUGUUUUGGCGCAAUCAUGCUCGCCAUUUGCAAGUGUAUUUUUAAGUUUAUUUUGUUAUUAUUAUUAAAUUAUCUGUAACCAGCGCAGGUGUUUGGUGGGCUCUUCCCUUAGGGAACCAUGGUAACAGGACAGCCCAAUAUUUAUUCUGGUUUUCAUUUGUAGAAAGUCUGACGGUGAUCACACAUGACACCGUACCAGUGACUGAACGGUUGAACGGACUGACCUGGGACGCUGCUCCAGCCGUCUUUACCCAAUCAAAAUGUUCGCGUCGGUCUGUGCAACAGGCCGAUGGCGCUCAUGUGUACUCCACCUUGUAUUUCCUUGUGUUUUUAUGAAAAAUAACGUACCACUGCUCCUGAUCAGACAGUUAUUAAUUGUUCUCUUAUGCUACACUCUUGCAUACUGUAUGCAGUUAAACUUCUUCCUCAUCUGAACAGACUGUUUCUUCCCCUAUGGAGAAUAAAGUUUAAAAACAAUGACAAA
Cololabis saira (Pacific saury) is the source of this 4298-nucleotide messenger RNA. It is a transcript of the gene znf384a, whose product is annotated as zinc finger protein 384 a. Gene Ontology annotation, biological process: central nervous system development; regulation of transcription by RNA polymerase II. The record is from RefSeq and is a predicted model, not a curated record. The transcript is spliced from 11 exons. Gene Ontology annotation, cellular component: nucleus. Lineage: Eukaryota; Metazoa; Chordata; Actinopteri; Beloniformes; Belonidae. Gene Ontology annotation, molecular function: RNA polymerase II cis-regulatory region sequence-specific DNA binding; DNA-binding transcription factor activity, RNA polymerase II-specific. Bases 201 to 1955 code for a protein of 584 amino acids.